Messenger RNA from Gambusia affinis (western mosquitofish), 4194 nucleotides. RefSeq names its product UDP-Gal:betaGlcNAc beta 1,3-galactosyltransferase, polypeptide 4 (gene b3galt4). Bases 2178 to 3296 code for a protein of 372 amino acids. Gene Ontology annotation, cellular component: membrane. Lineage: Eukaryota; Metazoa; Chordata; Actinopteri; Cyprinodontiformes; Poeciliidae. The transcript has a single exon. Gene Ontology annotation, molecular function: N-acetyl-beta-D-glucosaminide beta-(1,3)-galactosyltransferase activity. The record is from RefSeq and is a predicted model, not a curated record.
GUAGCUGGCUGAUAGCAAGGCACAAAGCACAACAUACAUACAUGCAUACAUGUAUGUAUGUUCAAUUAGACAAAUUGUUUGUCUAAUUGAAUUCAAUUAGAAGGUGUGUCCCAACUUUCGGCCUGUUCUGUAUAUGUUUUGCUAAAACAUUGUUGGUGCCUAACACAUCCUGUGUAACAGUUUCAUACACACCCACAUAUAUACGGACAUGAUGUAUAAUCGUGUGUGUGGGUGUGUGCAUGUUUUUAUACUUUUGUUGUGAACAGAUGACCUAAAAGACUUGUGCAACUUCUGUGGAGAGAUGGAAAGUGACUCAGAUAUGAGCUGGGUAGGAAAUUUUUUUAGAAUUAUUCGAAGACUUAGUGUUGGUAAGCUAAAUGAAGAGGACAAGUUUUAUAUAAUUUUAUCUUGUGUAAACAAGCUAUAUGAUCCUCCAGCAGUUGGAAUAUAAGGAAAUCUAAAGUGAUUGAUUGUAUAUUGUAAUAGUAAAGACAUGUUUUUCCUAAAAAAAAAAGCAUUAUAUUUUUGGUUUCUUUCCUAGAUUCAGUGUGACUUGUUCCUGAGGUGCUUCCAUCAGGCAUGUGUGGCAAGCCCAAAAACUGAAAAAACUUAUCACUGCUUUGCAUGUUUGCCUUAUUUUCUUGAGUUUGCUGUGGUGUGUUGGCUAAUGUAUGUUGUAAAAUGGUUAAUGAAUUACAUUUUGAAAACUGUUUGAUAUUUAUACUUACAAGACUUUGAUAUAAGGCAGCUAUGGAAAGAUAGUUUAAAUCCCAAGGCCCCUUAUCGUUGAGAAAUGAAGAGUAAAUUUUUCCAAAGCACAGUUAAACUCUUUCUUGAAAAUUAAUUUGUUCCCAUAUUGUUACAGAGGGGGAACGGAUUAUUUCAGGUGGCUAAAAUAUUUGGCUCCCCCCUCAUAACUUUGUCAAAUAAAGAGCAAAUGGCACCAAACUUACAUGAUUUGUUGUUGAUGAUGAGAGGAAUAAGCACAGUAAAAGAUUUUCUGGUAAGUCAAUUUGUUCCCAUUUUAUGGAGGGGGGACGGAUUAUUUCAGGUGGCGAAAACAGCUAAAAUAUUUGGUUCCCCCCUCAUAACUUUGUCAAAUAAAGAGUAAAUAUUACCAAAUUCACAGGAUUUGUUGUUGAUGAUGAAAGGAAUAAGCACAGUAAAAGAUUUUCUUGUAAGUAAUUUUUUUCCCAUUUUAUGGAGGGGGAACGGAUUAUUUCAGGCAGCUGAAAUAUCCAUUCUCUCCUCUCCUCCUCCCAUAACUUUGGGGAAUAAUGAGCAACUGUUUCCAAAUUCUCAAAAAUUGUUAUGUGUGGUAGCAUGUAGUAUACUAGAAAUUUCCUCAAUCCAGUAAUCUGUCAUAUUUUACAUUAGAACAAGAUUUACCAGAAAGUCUACACUCUCAUCUUUUCAGGAAAUCUUAAUUUUUGUGCCUUGCUAUCAGCCAGCUACCAUCCUCUUAUAUCAGCAAUGAAAAACUAUAAAUACAUACUACGUGUUGAAAAAUUGUGUUUGGUGACUGACUUUUAUUUCUGUCAUGCUGAAGUGACAAAAGUUGAAGAAAGAGCGAUUCUCUUGGCGUUUAAAAUAACACAAAACAGCGUAAAAAGACCUCGUUUAUUUAAUAACUUUACAAUUUUGUAAACAACAGCUGCCGAUUAAACUGAAUGUUACAACCUUAACAUGAUUAUAUGAGUUGUUUUACCGAGAAAUCGAUCAGAAGCGCCGUGAAAAUGUUCAGAUCCGCCUCUCUGCCUGCGAUGCGCGCUCCCGACACAGGGGGAACAGAUUUUCACAGGGGAACAGAAUUUCGCACAAGACCUCUUAAUCAGAGGACCAGAGUACAGGUUUGCCAUCGGCCGCGUUGCCUGACCUCUUCACAGCAAUUAAAAAAAAAAAAAAAAAAACCCCAGUAAAACCUGCUGCGAGCCGCUGCCAGAUCGACCGCUCCAUUUGCGUAACUGCACAUCCCUCCUCCAACUCAGACAGAAGGCUGCAACAGAAACGAAAAGCUGCCCGAGCUGCCGCAGAGAAAGGUGGAGGAGAGUGCAGCGGACCCAAAGGGAUGCGUCUUGACGUGAAGCAAGGAUAGGAGUGGAGGGGGGGAAAGCAACGAGAAGACAGGAAUAUUUCUUUUGUUGUUCCUUGCAACACUAGCAGCAGCAGAGAAGGAGAUGAUGAUGGUGAUCAUGGUCGGAAGGGGAUGUUGCAAGCCCAGGUUAGGAAAGCGCGGAAACAGGACGGGGAUCUUUCCGUCCCUGUGCGGGAUCCUGGCGUGCGCCGCGGUGCUCGCGCUGCUCUUCCUGGACAUCAUUGAGACGUGGGUCACCUCGAUGGGCAUGAGCAGGGCGGUGGAGCCGCAUGUCGCCAUCGUCUCGCCCCAGAGCCUACCCCCCUCCAGACCCGAGGAGUACCUGCUCAUGCCCAGCCCGCUUGUGUGCCAGCGCGCCAAGCCUUACCUCAUCACCAUAGUGACCUCAGCACCUGCCAAUCAGAGGGCUCGUCAGGCCAUCAGAGACACCUGGGGAGGACAGAUAGAAGUACGGGGCCUGCGGGUCAUGACCCUAUUCAUGGUGGGCGUGGCCUCUGACCCCGGCCUGGGAAAGCUGCUGAUAGAAGAAGCCAGGGAGAAAGGGGACCUGAUUCAGGGCAGAUUCUUGGACUCCUAUUCCAACCUUACCCUGAAGACCCUGGCCAUGCUGGGCUGGGCCCGCAGGUUCUGCCCUCAAGCUCACUUCCUGGCCAAAGUGGAUGAUGACGUCUUCUUCAAUCCCAGCGUUCUUCUGCAUUUCCUAAACAAAAGCCGGAACCCUUACGAGCAAGGGGACUUAUACCUGGGUAGAGUCCAUCUCCAUGUGGCCCCAAACCGCGACCCAGACAGCAAGCACUACCUCCCCUCAGGGGCCUACCCUUUGUCUGUGUUCCCUGACUAUUGCAGUGGCACAGCCUACGUCUUUUCUCGCUCUGCAUUGCUCAAAGUUGCCCUUGCAGCAUCAGCAUCGCCUCUGUCCUCUCCUUUACCCCCCGAGGAUGUGUUUAUCGGCCUCUGCGCCUAUGCUGCUGGAGUGCGGCCCUCACAUUGCUCUCUCUUCGGCGGGGGGCCAUCUGUGCCAUACGGACGCUGUUGCUAUCAAGCUAUGGUGUCCGUCCACCAAAUCACACCCAAGGAGAUGCUGGACUACUGGAAAGAUGUCCAUUCACCCCCCACUUGCUCCUGGCUGAGUCAGCGAGCUUCUCUGGGGAUCUGCAAAGUCAGGGCGAUGCUGGGCUCAGCCCUGGGCCUGGAGAAAUGACCGUGACUGCUAUUAGGAGGUUAUAGGACUCACUGGCGCUCUGCCUCGCACAACUGUUCUACAAGCUGUGAAUCUACCUGCAUUGAUAGCAUUUAGGCUAAUUGUCAUCUUUAGAGCUUUAUUUUUAUAAGAACGUCAGUUUAUUAAUUCAUGUUUUUUUCCUCCUCAGAAGACAGGAUGAUUUCAGGUUUUCUAAGUCUUUGUCUCACAGCAUCUAGCUUUGACAACAUGCAGCUGAGAAACAAAUAUAAGCAUGCUGCUCAUACAACUGCUCAUGAUGAAUGAUCAUAGGAGAAAUGCUUUCAGACUCCUACAUCUGAAUCCAAUAUUGAAACGCCAAGACAAGCAGUCUGUUACAAGCUGCUUUAAUUUAGAACUUAGUCUAAAAGCCUAAAUGCAUGUAUUGCAAAAUACAUGCAUUUUUGCAUGUAUUUUUCAUGUAAUCUAAUGCUAAUAGUAGCAUUAGAUUAUUAGCUACUAAUAGCAUUUGAUUCAGUUCCAUCAAACAACACAAAUGACGAUUACUGGAAAAAUUCUCCAAAAUAGAAAUUUAAUUUAUAAACUUUAUUGUCUGUAUAACAUUUAAAUGGUGGCACUUAGCAGACUGAUAAAAGUGAGGUUUAGAUGAUCAGUUUCAGUGACUGAGAGUGAUUAAUCUGAUAGCUGUCACAAAUGAAGAGUGGCACUAUCUAUAGCCUACUGUGAACGGUGAAAUAAUUUCACUAAGGAUGCGCUACAAUUUUGGCGUGCUUUGUUAAUAAAAAUAAAUGUUUAUUAUGAACUGUAUUUUGAACAGGAUGUAUACAUUUCCUGAGGGUUUUUCUUUCUUCUUUCUCUCACUCAGGAAAUGUAUGAAUCAAAUUCUGGCACCCUAUAAACGAUCACAUGUGAGAAGAAA